GGCCCUGGGCGCCCGCCGCCGCUUCCUUCCCUAUUCUGGCCGGGCGACCUGUUGGAGUGUGGAGAUGCUGAGGGCCUCGUGUCCCUGAGCUCCGCUUCCUUUCCGACUGUGCACUAGUGCUGACCUCAGAGCGGCCUGCGGCUGCGAGCCAGGCUGAGUGUUCAUUCCAGCAUGUCGGAAGGGGAGUCCCAAACAGUAGUCAGCAGUGGCUCAGACCCAAAGGUAGAAUCCUCUUCUUCAGCUCCUGGCCUGACUUCAGUGUCACCUCCUGUGACCUCUACAACCUCAGCUGCUUCCCCCGAGGAGGAAGAAGAAAGCGAAGAUGAGUCUGAGAUCUUGGAAGAGUCGCCCUGUGGACGCUGGCAGAAGAGGAGAGAAGAGGUGAAUCAGCGGAAUGUCCCAGGUAUUGACAGUGCGUACCUGGCCAUGGAUACGGAGGAGGGUGUGGAGGUUGUGUGGAACGAGGUGCAGUUCUCUGAACGCAAGAACUACAAACUGCAGGAGGAAAAGGUCCGUGCAGUGUUUGAUAAUCUGAUUCAGUUGGAGCAUCUUAACAUUGUUAAGUUUCACAAGUACUGGGCUGAUGUUAAAGAGAACAAGGCCAGGGUGAUUUUCAUCACAGAAUACAUGUCAUCUGGAAGCCUUAAGCAGUUUCUGAAGAAGACCAAGAAGAACCACAAGACUAUGAAUGAAAAGGCUUGGAAACGCUGGUGCACACAGAUUCUGUCUGCCCUAAGCUACCUGCACUCCUGUGACCCUCCCAUCAUCCAUGGGAACCUGACCUGUGACACCAUCUUCAUCCAGCACAACGGACUCAUCAAGAUUGGCUCUGUCUUUCAUAGGAUUUUUGCUAAUGUGGCUCCUGACACUAUCAACAAUCAUGUGAAGACUUGCCGGGAAGAGCAGAAGAACCUGCACUUCUUUGCACCAGAGUAUGGAGAAGUCACUAAUGUGACAACAGCGGUGGACAUCUACUCCUUUGGCAUGUGUGCACUGGAGAUGGCUGUGCUGGAGAUUCAGGGCAAUGGAGAGUCCUCAUAUGUGCCACAGGAAGCCAUCAGCAGCGCCAUCCAGCUCCUGGAAGACUCACUACAGAGGGAGUUUAUUCAAAAGUGCCUGCAGUCUGAGCCUGCCCGAAGACCAACAGCCAGAGAGCUUCUGUUCCACCCAGCACUGUUUGAAGUGCCCUCACUCAAACUGCUCGCUGCUCACUGUAUUGUGGGACACCAACACAUGAUCCCAGAGAACGCUCUGGAGGAGAUCACCAAAAACAUGGAUACCAGUGCUGUACUAGCUGAAAUCCCUGCUGGGCCAGGACGAGACUCAGUUCAGACUCUGUACUCUCAGUCACCGGCCCUGGAGCUGGACAAAUUCCUUGAAGAUGUCAGGAAUGGGAUCUACCCUCUGACAGCCUUUGGCCUACCUCGGCCUCAGCAGCCACAGCAGGAGGAGGUGACGUCACCUGUUGUGCCCCCGUCUGUCAAAACUCCAACUCCUGAGCCAGCUGAGGUGGAGACACGCAAGGUGGUGCUGAUGCAGUGUAACAUCGAGUCAGUGGAGGAGGGGGUCAAACACCACCUAACACUUCUGCUGAAGCUGGAGGACAAGCUGAACCGGCACCUGAGCUGUGACCUGAUGCCAAAUGAGAACAUCCCGGACUUGGCGGCUGAGCUGGUGCAGCUGGGCUUCAUUAGUGAGGCCGAUCAGAGCCGCCUGACCUCUCUGCUCGAGGAGACCCUCAACAAGUUCAACUUUGCCAGGAACAGCACCCUCAACCCAGCCGCUGUCACCGUCUCCUCAUAGAGCUCUCUUGAGCCAGACCCCUGAGUGUGGCUGCCCCCCUUCUCCCCAGUCAGUAUUACCCGUGAAGCCCCUUCUCCCCCUUAUUAUUCAGGAGGGCUUUGGGGCGCCCUGGUUGAGCAUCACCCUGCCCCUCGCCCUCUCCUCCCUCUGCACUUUGUUUACUUGUUUUGCACAGACGUGGGCCAGGGCCUUCUCAGCAGCCACCUUGUAGCUGGGGCUAGUGGCUGACCUGCUGGCCCCUGCCCUGCCUGUGUGGACAGGAGGCCCACGGGCACUGGGGGAGCUGACUUCUAGAUCCCGCUGGGGCGGAUGGGCGGGACAGAAAGGUGGUGCUGCAGGGGUGGCCCCGGGGGCCAUUCGAAUCGCCUCAGUUGCUGCUGUAAUAAAGUCUACUUUUUGCUAAAAGCGUC
Messenger RNA from Peromyscus californicus insignis, 2213 nucleotides. RefSeq names its product nuclear receptor binding protein 1 (gene Nrbp1). Gene Ontology annotation, cellular component: cytoplasm; endomembrane system. The record is from RefSeq and is a predicted model, not a curated record. Gene Ontology annotation, biological process: protein phosphorylation; intracellular signal transduction; endoplasmic reticulum to Golgi vesicle-mediated transport. NCBI's taxonomy places the organism in Eukaryota, Metazoa, Chordata, Mammalia, Rodentia, Cricetidae. Gene Ontology annotation, molecular function: protein kinase activity; ATP binding. Bases 172 to 1803 code for a protein of 543 amino acids. The transcript has 19 exons.